GCCAACACAAACAGUCAGGAUCAGCGGCCGCGGCCGGCGGGACGAGGCUGACGGCGGGGAGAAUCUUCUUUCACAUCCCCAUCCCCCAUGACACACAGACGUAUAUAUAUAUAUACGCAUUCAGUAGGCAACGUCUUCUCUGACUCGGAGCCCGAGACACCUCUUUCUGUUUCAGUUUCUUAAACUGAUUGGUUUCCGCUCUGAUACCCUCUUAAAGCUUCAGUCCCCUUCGGGACGUAGAGGACGUGUGGAAGACUUGUUUUCCACUGAGGAGCAACUGUAUAUUUCCACACCAGCUUUGUUUUGACCUAGUUCCAUUUGGGGUGGCGGAUAUGGAUUACUUUCAUCUAGAUUCUCUUGCAAAGCAGUAUUGAGCCAGACUGGAUUGGAUCUUCUAUGUGGAAACAUCAGACAAGUACCUACCAAUGUGUUCUCAAAAUUAAUUGAAUUGUUAAAAGACAAUCAUCAUGGGAGGAGCUGUGAGUGCAGGCGAAGAUAAUGAUGAUUUAAUUGAUAACUUGAAAGAAGCACAAUAUAUUCGUACUGAGCGAGUAGAACAAGCCUUCAGAGCUAUUGAUCGUGGUGAUUACUAUCUGGAAGGCUAUAGAGACAAUGCAUAUAAAGACUUGGCUUGGAAGCAUGGAAAUAUACAUUUAUCGGCACCAUGCAUUUAUUCUGAAGUCAUGGAAGCAUUAAAGCUUCAACCUGGAUUGUCUUUUCUUAAUCUGGGUAGUGGAACCGGAUAUUUAAGUACAAUGGUGGGAUUAAUAUUAGGCCCUUUUGGAAUAAAUCAUGGAAUAGAACUACAUCCUGAUGUGGUGGAAUAUGCUAAGGAAAAACUAGAGAACUUCAUAAAAUGCAGUGAUAGCUUUGAUAAAUUUGAAUUUUGUGAGCCUGCAUUUGUAGUUGGAAAUUGUUUGCAGAUUGCCUCAGACAGUCAUCAAUAUGACCGGAUUUAUUGUGGAGCAGGUGUGCAAAAAGACCAUGAAAACUACAUGAAAAUUUUAUUGAAAAUUGGAGGCAUUCUGGUUAUGCCUAUAGAAGAUCAGCUAACCCAGAUCCUGAGAACUGGACAGAAUACUUGGGAAAGCAAAAACAUCCUUGCUGUAUCAUUUGCUCCACUUGUACAGCCAAGCAAAAGUGACACCAGCAAAAAUGAUAGUGUGGGGCUGCCUCCAUGUGCUGUUAGGAAUCUACAGGAUUUGGCUCGGAUCUACAUUAGACGCACCCUUAGAAACUAUGUGAAUGAUGAAAUGCAAACCAAAGGUAUUACACAGAAACCUCCACCAAAACGUAAACGCAGAAGGUGUCGUAGACGUAGGAUUAAUACCUAUGUGUUUGUUGGCAAUCAACUCAUUCCUCAACCUCUAGACAGUGAAGAAGAUGAAAAGAUGGAGGAAGACCAUAAAGAAGAUGAUGAAAAAGAUCAAAAUGAAGUCUUGAAAACAGAGGAACCUCCACGAAAUUUAUUGCGGGAAAAGAUUAUAAAUCUACCACUCCCUGAAUCUCUAAAAGCCUACUUGACAUACUACAGAGAAAAAUAACUUUUGCUUUUAAGUAAAAAUAAUAAUGCCUACUUGAUAUUUUCUUAAUCCUUGAAAUGUAGCAUUUACUUAAGUACAGUAAUCUUUCAACAAGGCUUUAGGGCUGUGAUGAACCGAAACAUAACUUGUCUUAACUUUGCUACAAGGACUUGGAUUCAGCAGUAGUUUCCUAUUUGAAAUCCUAUUUUGUUACCUUUUCUUUUCCCCCAAGGAAAUAUUGUUUUAACUUGACUAGAAAAGGGGUUCUACAUCAGUAUAUAUCAUUAAUUAAGAGUUUGCAUGAUAAAUCUUUUUGUUCCCUUACAAAUUUGUAUUGAUGAGAAUUAAUAACAUUUUUAUAUAAGUGAAUAAAAGUGUAUUCAGAUAACAAUAAGGAUGGUCUGCAUUCUCUUAAGCAAGUUUUUAAACAAGCAGACAUUUUUCAUGUCACUGAAUUGGACAUUGUAUUUUACCAUGGUUAUAUUGCAAAUCAUUGUUACUGUGUUGAAGUAAGUGUGUUCAAAGGAAGUGCAAUAGCAGUGGACAUUGAAUGAGCUGGCUUUAGUGUAAUAUAUGCAUUCAAAUUUAGAAAUGACAGAUAAUUUUCUUUUAUAUCUCUUGCCAAAAAAUGUCAAGAAAAAUGAUUGCUUCCCCCCCCCUCUC
Messenger RNA from Thamnophis sirtalis, 2186 nucleotides. It is a transcript of the gene PCMTD1, whose product is annotated as protein-L-isoaspartate (D-aspartate) O-methyltransferase domain containing 1. The record is from RefSeq and is a predicted model, not a curated record. Gene Ontology annotation, molecular function: protein-L-isoaspartate (D-aspartate) O-methyltransferase activity. Gene Ontology annotation, cellular component: cytoplasm. Gene Ontology annotation, biological process: protein modification process. NCBI's taxonomy places the organism in Eukaryota, Metazoa, Chordata, Lepidosauria, Squamata, Natricidae.